UGGGGCUGAGGCAGAAGAAGAAACAACACGGCAAAUAUCGCCGCUCAAACUUUUCACAUUCGACACUCGCCGCUCAGUAUAUUGGCGCACACUGAGUGGUACGGACACCCCGAGAUCAUCCGCACAGAGUUUAUCAUCUGAUCACACAGGAUUAUCACCAGUGCAAAAGAACAGUGAGGUGGCCGGACAGUGAAAAUUUGUGUAUUAUGAAGAAUUUUGUUUUAUAUCGCGCGCCAAUCGUCACAAGGACACCGCCAAGUUUGAGCAAACAGCCGAAAUUUACACAAGGUGCGAAAAAUUGAACGGUUUACAGGCUUCGCCGCUAAAUUGGAUUGUCGAGAAGAGCAAAUAAUCGACAAUUUGUCAGCCGGACUUGGACAUUUUGACUCAAAUGAGUCACAGCGAUUGAAGUUUUCCCGUGAAAUGAGCGAAAAGUGGAAAAUAUUUGCGAGAUAGAGAGCAAUUGAACUCGCAACCAGUGUUGCCUUAUCGAGAGAUUUGAGGAGAAUUAUUGUGUUUAUGUAGAAGAGAAGUUUAUAUAUUGUUCGUGUCUAUUUUUUACACCUCUUCCAUGAUAUUAUCAAUUUAAUGUGUCUGCUUUAAUAUUUUAUUUUCUGUGAAUGAGAACAGCUUUUUUGGAGCGCCAAAAAAACAUACAAAAAGCUAGUGACAGUGAAAUAUUAAUUCAAUCAAGAGAGAGAGAGAAACUCUACCCAGAACGUUGUUUUUUACCACUUUUUGCAUCAACAAUAUAUCGUGAUAUCAUUUGAAAGUAUUUUACUACUUCCAAUUCUAUCUUAAAUGUUUCUGUGAAGUGAAAAAGUUUGGAACCAAGAACUGUGAUUUUAAAAGACAUUCAGCCUGAUUUGUGCAAACAAGAAGCAUUCUGCUUGAGAAAUUAUCACUUGUGCGUGCCCUGGAGAAGAUCAACAUGUUCGACCUGAAUGUGGGAUUGGCAGGAGCUCCACUCCUUGGAGUCGACGGGAGUGGCGUGUGCACAACGCCGAGAACGCCAGAGAUUCUCAACUCACUCAUUGACAUCACGAACCCUCUCGAGUAUUCAUAUUCUUCGGCACGUCCAUCGCAGGUGUCGAAUGUUGAUAGUUGCUGCUCGGACUCAACACUUGACUCUCCGGCCGGACAAACAACGCCUCCGAGUGUACAAAAGACGUGCUCACUUCUCAUAAAGGCCGGUCUCAAGUUGUCGAUCCAGAGCAAGAGGAAGAUGAGUGGCGGCAGUGGCGGAGACUCCAGUGGCGGGGAGCCCAGCGGAAAGCUGGCGAAGAAGGAGGAGAACACCAGCGAUGAGGACGGCGAGGAGAAGUCUCUGGCAAAGAGCGGGUCUCCCCAAAAGCAGUUGACGCCAGAGGAUGAGGAUCGCCGUCGGCGGCGAAGGGAGAGGAACAAGAUUGCCGCCACCAAGUGUCGCAUGAAGAAGCGCGAGAGGACACUGAAUCUCGUAUCGGAGUCUGAGGCGCUAGAGCAGCAGAACAUCGAGCUGAAGACGCAGGAACGGGCGCUGGAGACGCAGAAACGGAAGCUUCUCGAGGCCCUGCAGUCGCACAGCUCCCAGUGUAUCCGUCCGGGUGGCUACUCGCCGCCAACCACGUGCUACCAGAGCCAGUGCAAGUACGGAGCCAACUGUCGGCUAAUGAAGGGCGACGCCACGCAGGGAUUGGAGAUCGACACCAGCUCCUACUGUAAGUCCGUCACCAGUGAUUCCACGUAUGGCAGCCCAGAGAGUGGGUGCAACGCCCUCAAGUCCCCAGUGGAGAUGGAUCUCGCGGCGUACCACUCGCCGGGCAUGAAGAACGAGUACAUUCCCAACUGCGACGGCGAGGACGCGGGCGUCCUGGGCUGCUCGCAAUUCAUGCUCAAGACAGAACUCACAGACUCCAGUCCGUACACGUCAGUCCAGAGCGCCGAUCGCUUCUUGUUCGAGAACACGGACAAUUUCGACGCCGAUCGCGUGCCAGACAUCAUUCGGGACAACAACAAUGACUACACGGGAAGUUGUGGUACCUUCGUGGAGAACACGCUCCUCAAGGCGGACUUCCUCAGCGCCACGUCCGAAUUUAUCAAUCUGGCCGACGGCACGGAGACCCAAUUCACCGAUCUCGACAGUGGCAUCACCACGUACACGUCACUACCGCCCAAUUCCGGCGGAAGCUGCUAAAUGCAGACCUAACCAUAUUCUUGCAGCCAUAUGUAUUUCUCAAGUUUCGUAUACUAAGAAUGUCUUAUUUCUUUAACAUUCCUCUUAAAUAUUCUUUUCAAUUGAUGAGAAAAUAAGUUGCACGCUGCCGGAAGGGAAGGGGAGUCGAGAAGUCACAAUGCCAUCGGAAUGUCAAGCGACAAUCUGAUAGAAUUUUGUAAGACAAUCCCGUGUGCUCUUUCGGGAAUGUUAUUUUCUGUUCCUAUUUUUCCGCACUGGGAUCACAAUUCAAGGCGAAGUCCAGUGAUUACUUAUCAAUCAUCUAAAGUAGCCCGAGACAAUUACAUUCUAAGGUCGCGUGCCGAGAGUAAGUCCUGUCUUCUCUGGCCCACUUUGCCGCCGAUGAGACACUCUCAGUGAAUAAUGUUCUUAUCGCGAAUUUACUAUAACAUUUAUGAUGAGUUUUCUUGCAAUAAAAAUAACACCUUUUAUGUCAUCUUAUCUGCCGCACUCUUUAUCAGCGUAACAACUUUCCACCGCCAUAGUUGUGCUAGAGUGUCAGAAAAUAUUAAUUUACCCGGCAGAUGUGCUGUAUUAAUGAGAUUUUCCGGAGUACAAAACAAUGGGACACACGCUAAAUAUCUCUAGAGUUUUUUCCAUCACAAUUUAAUUCAAUUAUAAUGAUUUUUUGCUCUUGAGCUCUGCGUAUUGGAGAGAAAUGAAAAGAUUUCUUGUGAGGGAGGGCAGAAAAUUACUUUAUAAUGAAAUACUUGACAAAUUGCUUAGCCUGUGAAUUAUUUUGCUCUAUGGCGAGAACCUUGAAAUGUCUCCGGAUUGGAUUUGAAUUGAGAAAAAGCGCGAAAAAAGUGCUGAGAUAUUCACAAUUAAGCUCCGCACACAUGUGAUUUUAAUGGGGAACGCAUCGAAUCUUGACAUUUUAGACUAAAGGGUCAGCGAACAUUUGAAUUUUUUGAGUCUAUUAUGUAAAUUUUCAAAGCUUCUUAGCGCGCGCUUCUCUGUGACCUCUAAUUUUUACUUCAAUAACAAUUGGACAGGUAUUUUCUUCACUCCACCCUUGUCGGGAGCGUGCAAAACGCGGGAGACUUCUCAAAGAGUUCAUGACUUCAUUGACGUGCAAUUUGAUGGGGAAAAAAUCAUUUGGACACAUUAAUCAAAGCUGUUAUCAGUGGAAGAAUGUUCAAGAACACUUAUUUCUCUCUUUUUUUAACGUCCAAAUAUAAAAAAAGCCACUAACGUCUUCUUGUCUUGCGUUACUGAUUAUGUAUAACAUGAGUUCAAAGUAUAUUUUUUGCAAAGUCAGAAGAGUGAAAAGACAUCAUGACGAUUUCAUAACAAAAGGGGGCAAAUGAUUAAUGCAUUCCUAUUUCUGAUAAAUAGGUUAUCAUGCAGUUACGGGUAGAGUUUUCAUCUGGAAGAGAGUUGCUUAAAAAAAGUCUAGUAUUACAUCGCGUGUACACUCAUUCAAUUCCAAAUGCGUUGCUUUAUUGAGUCAGACACUCUCAAUAUUCAUGACAUCACAACAGGAGAAUUGAGGACUUCUUUUGAAGUUCAUCCCGAUAGACUGCAGAAAGUGAUCUUGAAAGCCAAUAAGAAAAACAAUCAAUACGGAUAAAAACAUGGUAAUUAUUCAUUAAUCACUGGGUUGAUUACAAUUUAACUUCGCAUUUUGAAUGAAAAAUGAGUGUUUCGCGAUAUUCUUUUGGAUGAUUGUGAGACACAAAAGAGCAAAAAUGACGCUACAAUAUUCAUAAAUUAGGAUGCAUUUUACGUAACUUUUGCAGCACUUUUGGGGCGAUUGUUGGAUGAAAUUAGAUUUUAAAAUUGAAUGAAAACAAAUCAAAUCACGC
Messenger RNA from Phlebotomus argentipes, 4023 nucleotides. RefSeq names its product activating transcription factor 3 (gene Atf3). Gene Ontology annotation, biological process: regulation of transcription by RNA polymerase II. NCBI's taxonomy places the organism in Eukaryota, Metazoa, Arthropoda, Insecta, Diptera, Psychodidae. Gene Ontology annotation, molecular function: DNA-binding transcription factor activity, RNA polymerase II-specific; RNA polymerase II cis-regulatory region sequence-specific DNA binding. The coding region runs from base 932 to 2176 and encodes 414 amino acids. Gene Ontology annotation, cellular component: nucleus. The record is from RefSeq and is a predicted model, not a curated record. The transcript is spliced from 5 exons.